AUGUCUAACCCACUCAGCGGCCCGGAUGUGGACCAUCGCCGCCCGCCCUGGGGCCCCAACACAGGCAUGCAACUCCCACGCUACGGCGAAGCGUACAUGCCCCACCCCGGCUGGACCACGGCCGGCAACAUGUACGGGGGAUACGGUAAUGUCGCUUACUACCCGUCACCAUACUACUCUUACCCACCCCCCUCAGUUCCCUACCCGGGCUCAACGGCGUACGCCUGGCCCAACAUGCAAGUACCGCCGCAGGGCGGCUACACGACCUACCCCCUCCAGCCUGGCGGACAGUCCUACCACGCCGCACGCACAGCACAAGGGCUCCCGGCACUCGACCCGCGCAACCCGGCAGCGCACCUGAGCAACUCGACAGGCGGCACAGGCUGCGAACCGGGCUACAAUUACUUCUUCCCGGCUGCACACACAAAGAUCCACGUCUUCCGCACGUCGACGCCGCCCUGGCAGCUUCCUGCCAACGCCCGCAUACAGUUCUCCGCCUUCCACGUCCCCGUCAACACGACGCUCGCCGAGGUGCUCCGCGGCUUCGGCGCGACGAACCCGAGCCCCAAGAAGAACAAGUGCUACGAGAUCGUCCAGGCUGGUAACGGCAAGUGGUACCACGGCCUGUGUUUCGCUGGUGAUGACAAGGAUAUGAUGAAGAAGACCCUUGCGGACGUCGGAUGGGACGCGACGAGGACGGGUCAGCCUGGUGGUAAGCCUGUUGUGUGCAUUUGGCUGGUUAAGGAUUGA
Molecule: messenger RNA, 750 nt
Organism: Colletotrichum truncatum
Lineage: Eukaryota; Fungi; Ascomycota; Sordariomycetes; Glomerellales; Glomerellaceae
Source: RefSeq, a predicted model, not a curated record